Molecule: messenger RNA, 1633 nt
Organism: Rhodofomes roseus
Lineage: Eukaryota; Fungi; Basidiomycota; Agaricomycetes; Polyporales; Fomitopsidaceae
Exons: 5
Coding region: 131-1270 (379 amino acids)
Cellular component (GO): cytosol; cytoplasm; eukaryotic translation initiation factor 3 complex
Molecular function (GO): translation initiation factor activity; protein binding; metallopeptidase activity
Source: RefSeq, a predicted model, not a curated record
UUUUCUGCCUGCUCCAGUCGCCGACUGCCCAUCUCUAAUCGUCCUCCAGCUGCCAUUCAAAAGGCGGCCGAUCUACUCGUAGUCCUGCUCCUAUCUCUACUGCUUGCUGCGCACUAAGCAGAGAACAAAAAUGGCCGCCGCAACCUCCAUGGCAGCAGCUCUCGCUGCAAGCCUGCCUGCACCCUCGAGCGCACCUGCCCCAGCAGCCCCUACCUAUGAAGCCAUCCCGGCGUCCAUGUCGAAGGUGAUCGACCUUGAGGGCGAGAUCCCCUUGAAUUCAGUGCAGCUGGAUGGUUUGGUCGUGUCGAAGAUCAUAAAGCACUCGCGAGAUGCGCAAGGAUCCACCACACAUGGCCUCGUACUUGGAAUUGAUCUCGACGGGACACUGGAAGUGUCGAACUCCUUUCCUAUGCCAAACCACUCGCCCGACGAUGACGAUAAGUCGGCCAAGGGCAUUACUCGGUACCAGGCAUCGAUGCUGCGUUCUUUGAAAGACGUUCAGGCAGAUGAUAGCAUAGUUGGCUUCUACCAGGCCAUGACGCUGGGGUCGUUCUUCAACCAGACACUGAUCGAAACGCAAGCAAUCCACCAAGAAAAACUCCGACACGGAGGUGUCGUGAUUGUACAUGACAUGUCACAGACCGCACGAGGGAACGCAUCUUUCCGGGCGUUUCGCCUUACGAGAGCGUUCUUGGACGCAUUGAAGAGGAACAACUUUAGCGCCACGAGCUUGAUUGACCACCGGUUGACGUUCUCGUCCAUUCUGGAGGAACUCCCUGUCAAGAUUCGGACGAACGCACUCCUGAGCUCAUUCCUGGGGACACUGACUGAGCCAUCGGCGCCCUCUGUGGCCGGCGGACACCCGUCAGCUGCAAGUUCAUCCGCAGCAUUGCCCCCGUCGUUCUCGACACUGAAUCUCGGGACUGCGAGUGUGGCGCGGAACCUCGAGCACAUCAUCGAAGCGGUGGACGCGUACAAGACGGAGGAAGGGAACCUCGCCUACCUGCACCGCCAGAUCGCGCGCGAGAAGCAGAAGGCCGAUGCGUAUGUCAACAAGCGCAAGGAGGAGAACGCGGCGCGUGUCGCGCAGGGCCUGGCGCCGCUGCCCGAGGAGAACGUGAACAGGUUGUUCAAGAUACCGCCGGAGCCGAGUCGGCUGGAGAGCAUGCUACUUCUGGGGCGGAUCGAUGCGUACUCGAAGGCACUGGCCGAGACGUCGAGCACAGGGCUUGUGAAGAUGUACGCGGCAAAGACGAAUUCGGGAGUGUGAUAUGUACGGGGCUGUUCAGUAGAGCGGGGAGGAUGGCCGCGCCGACGUGUGGUGUGAUGGCAGUGUGUGACAGGUUGGCAGGGCGAAUCAUCAUGCGUGGAUCGUGUUUGGCGUAGUGUCAGAGGGCAUGCAGGGUGCAUGUGCGGGAGCUGCUGGGAGCUGCCUUGCGGGCGCAGUCGCCGUGUGCUGCCAGUGCCCUGCUGUGCGGCCAGGGCGGGAGCGUGACUGUGACCACGACGUACCAAGACAGUGCUUGCGUGACUGAGCCAAGCUGCCGAGCACACGGCGGGCAAAAAGUGUGGCGUGGGAGCGCCCGCGGGGAAUAUAACGUACGGGUGCGCGCGGCGGUCGCCUUGUCCACGA